Rhododendron vialii is the source of this 1147-nucleotide messenger RNA. RefSeq lists its product as uncharacterized. NCBI's taxonomy places the organism in Eukaryota, Viridiplantae, Streptophyta, Magnoliopsida, Ericales, Ericaceae. The record is from RefSeq and is a predicted model, not a curated record. Bases 301 to 711 code for a protein of 136 amino acids. The transcript is spliced from 2 exons.
UCUUUCCUCUUUCUCGACCCUUUGGUCUUCCCUUCUGUCUGUAAAGCCAGUCCACAAGCCUCUCUCUCUCUCUCUCUCUCUCUCUCUCUCUCUCUCUAUUCAGGCCUGCACGUACCAGGUUUCAAGCACCACCCAGCUCUCAUGUGAGUUUGUGUUUGGGUAUUGUUUAAGCACUGUGCUCCCUCGAUAACGGUGUAAAGACCCUCAAAAAACAGUCACCCCAGUCCCCACCCUGAUGUCACUGAAAUUUUCCUCACCUUAAUAAUCACAGAGAGAGAGAGAGAGAGAGAGAGAGAGAGAAUGGGCUCUCAACCGACCGGUGCUCCGCCGUUAACGGAGAUAGACGACCACUGGAGGCAGUUUGACAACUCCGUAAACGCGGUUUCGUUUGGGUUCGUUGCCACCGCCGUUCUCAUCUCCAUGUUCCUCGUCAUGGCCAUUUUCGAGAGGUUUCUCAGACCCACUUCGCCGGAGUCCUCGCCGUCCGGCCGCCGGUACAUCGGAGACGUCGAAUCCCAAAUGGGUUUCCAUGGGAAGCUUCGAUUUCCUUCCCCCAAAUCAUCUUCGAAUGCUAGAGAAGUUUCAGUGUUGAUGCCUGGAGAAGACAUUCCUACCUUCAUUGCAAAUCCAGCACCCGUCCCAUGCCCCCCAGAGCGCAUCGCAUGGCCUACCCAUCAACCAAAAGCAAACACAAGCUCAAGUUCAACCUGAAGGUACGAAGCUUUGAAAAUGCCUACUCUGUACAUCAACAACCAUUGGUUCUGGACACAACUCAACCGAAAGUCAUUGCAUUAUACUAUAUUGAAAAAUGAGAGUUGGCCAUUUGUAUGCCUGGGAAUCUGAAAGGUGGGAAUUUUUAAGCCUAAGCUCUUGAAUCUGUGUAUAUAGCACUCGGUCAAGACAGGCAUUACUGGCUUCUGUGUUUCUUCGUGGAGUCGACAUUGGUAAAUCGGGCAAUGCUUUGGACCUAUUGUCCUUGUAUUUCCGUCUGUUACACAGUCUUCGAACUCUUAAAAUGCAGAUCUUGAGGGACGGAUUCGGUUGUUUAUUGAAUCCAUUAUUGUAAAGCUGAGAACUAAUGAUUUAUUUCGGCUAGAUAGUAAAAAUGGGUUGCCUUUGUUUUCCAAUGGACCCAAACCUUUUUAAA